ACUCUAAAUCUCCAUCAACUAAAGACAAUGGCAAAGUUGUGAUAUCACCGCUUGGUCCCGGUGGAUCCGCAAGUAUCAAAUUCCUAUUCGAUUACAACCCAAGAGCCAACAACACGUCUCGGGUGGGAAAGGAUCGCCAAGGAUGACUAUUCCAGAGCCCAUCGCCAUUAUUGGAAGUGGCUGUCGUUUUCCAGGUAACGCAAAUACGCCCGAAGCGCUGUUUGACGUACUCCGCAAUCCCCAUGAUCUCCUCAGUGAUAUUUCUGAGGAUAGGUUUAGCACACGCGGAUAUUAUCAUGAGAAUGGACAAUACCAUGGACACACGAACGUCCGGCAGUCGUAUCUUCUAUCCGGGGAGGGUACACAUCGGCGCUUCGAUGCCCAAUUCUUCGGGAUCAGUCCGACGGAAGCCAAUGUCAUCGAUCCUCAGAUGCGGCUCCUCUUGGAGACCGUUUAUGAAGCCCUCGAGGACGCUGGGCAAACGAUUAAAGGGCUGCAGGGGUCUAAUACAGCGGUUUACGCUGGCUUGAUGACUUCUGACUACGAACAUAUGAUGAGCCGCGAUGAGGACUCUAUGGGUACAUACCACGUGACAGGAACCGCCAAAUCGCUGCUAUCGAACAGGAUAUCAUACUUCUUUGACUGGCAUGGGCCGUCUAUGACUAUCGAUACAGCUUGCAGCUCUAGUCUCUACGCUGUACAUCAUGCCGUGCAGCAACUCCGCUCGGGGGCAUCACGCGUUGCCGUUGCUGCAGGAGCCAACCUCCUAUUAGAUCCCGUUGGGUAUGUCGGGGAAAGUAAGCUGCAGAUGUUGAGUCCCGGCAGCAGAUCGCGGAUGUGGGAUGCGAGUGCUGACGGUUAUGCGCGAGGAGAGGGCGUUGCGGCUAUUAUCUUGAAGACGUUAAGUGACGCUGAGAAGGACGGGGACAAGAUCGAUUGCAUUAUUCGCGAGACAGCCGUGAAUCAGGAUGGACGGACAAAGGGAAUAACUGUACCGAGUGCUAAAGCACAAGCGAGCUUGAUCCGUGAUUGUUAUAACCGGGCUGGCUUAGAUAUCUCCAGUCCCGCUGACCGACCGCAAUUUUUUGAAGCUCAUGGGACCGGAACACCUAGUGGAGAUCCAAUAGAAGCUGAAGCAAUUAGCAGCGUCUUUUUCAACCACAGCAUAAACAACACCCAGACUCGGAGUUUAGAACCGCUACUGGUCGGAUCGAUAAAAACAAUUUUAGGGCAUACAGAAGCAGUGGCUGGCUUGGCAGGAAUCCUUAAGGCUUCAUUAGCACUGCAGCAUUCAGUUGUGCCUCCUAAUCUCUUGUUCAAUCGUCUCAACCCCAAAAUUAAACCCUUUUACGAUAAUUUACACAUCCCUACCACCGCUACGCCAUGGCCUAUUGUAUCGGAAAGCAGUCCUCGCAGGGCGAGUGUUAAUAGUUUUGGUUUCGGUGGUGCUAAUGCCCACGCCAUCCUAGAAAGCUAUUCUGAGCCCCCGAGGAAGGGUAACAGUAAUAAUCAGGGAUUCUACCCAUUCAUAUUCUCAGCAGCCUCUGAGACUUCUUUAAUCCGCUACCUAGAAUCUUUCUACGAUUAUCUUAGGACUAACGGAGCAAGCCUAAAUAUGCGAGACUUAGCUUAUACAUUAAAUUCCCGGCGCACGAGAUUUCCUUUUGUGGUUUCUCUUUCGGCCUGUACGGCAAAACAGUUGGCGUUAAAGAUAGAUGAGUAUAUCGAGAAAUCAAAAUUGGACAGUGGAGAUCUUUUAGGAGCUCAACCAUCAGAGAACACUACGCCUAAAGUAUUGGCAAUUUUUACAGGCCAGGGUGCUCAAUGGGCUCGCAUGGGUGCAAGACUGGUCACAGAAUCUGCGUCUGCUCGACGCGUACUUGAGAAGCUUCAAGCACGGCUAACUCGUUUACCGAUCGAGGAUCGUCCGUCAUGGCUCCUCAUAGAAGAACUUAGAAAAGAGGCCAGCUCUUCUCGCGUGAACGAAGCAGAAUUAUCGCAGACUCUUUCAACUGCAGUAGGUAUUCUUCUUGUGGAUAUCCUGCGGGAAUCUCAUGUUGAACUGACUGCUGCCGUGGGUUUCUCAUCUGGUGAGAUAACCGCGGCCUACGCGGCAGGGAUAAUAUCGGCCGAAGAUGCCAUAUGUAUCGCUUACUACCGUGGAUUACACGCCAAGUUAGCACAAGGACCAGGAGCGCAGGCCGGCGCGAUGCUGGCAGUAGGAACUUCGGCUGAUGAUAUGGAGGAUCUCCUUCAAGAACCUGAAUUCGAAGGACGUGCCUGUGUAGCUGCUGUCAACUCAUCGGCCAGUGUUACACUUUCUGGAGAUAUAGAUGCUAUCGGAGAAAUAAGCAUCGUUUUAAAGGAUGAGAAAAAGUUCUCCAGACUCCUGAAAGUAGACAAGGCUUAUCAUUCGCACCACAUGAUCCCAUGUUCGGCAGCCUACCUUAGUUCAUUACGAGAGCUCAACAUCCAAACAAACGCCUGUUCACGGUGUACCUGGUUCUCAAGCGUUUAUGAGGACGAUGCUGCUAAUUUAACGAGGUCUCUCGAAGGUCCAUAUUGGGAUAGCAACAUGCUAAAUCCUGUACUUUUCAAGCAGGCCGUAGAGCGUGCAUGCCUCGAAACAGGUCCAUUCGAUAUUGCUAUCGAGAUAGGGCCGCAUCCAGCUUUGAAAGGACCUACUAUUCAGGUUAUCCAGGAUGUCACGGACCGCACUAUCCCGUAUACUGGUCUCCUUCAGCGUGGUGUUGAUGAUAUAGAGGCACUUGCAAGUGGCCUUGGUUAUAUCUCGAAACAUACAGGAGACGGCUUUGUGGAUUUCAAGUCGUACGACUCUUUUAUGUCCGGUGCUGGUAAUCCGGAGUUGGUUAAGAUGCUUCCGCCGUACUGCUGGAAUCAUAAGGAAUAUUGGCACGAGUCAAGAUACUCGAGAGCUGUACGCGGGCGAUCAGACAGUGUCCAUGAGCUCCUUGGGCAUUUGACUCCUGAUUCCACUGAACGAGAGAUGAGGUGGCGACAUCUACUUCGACCAAAGGAAAUACUAUGGUUAAAAGGCCACCAGCUCCAGAACCAAAUGGUUUUCCCAGCUGCAGGAUAUGUGGUAUCUGCCCUAGAGGCAUCCAAAGUCAUGCUCCAGGGGGCUUCCGCUUCGACUAUCGAGGUUUCGAAACUUGAAAUCGGGCAGGCGCUCACAUUCGACAACGCUGACUCAAGUAUAGAAACUUUAUUCUCCGUAUCAAAUAUUAAUCGGACCGGCAACAAAGAGAUUACCGCCAAAUUCACAUUUAAUGCAGCAACUGGUAGAAAGAAAGAUGUACUUGACGUACUUGCCAGUGGUGAUAUUCGCAUAUGUCUUGGCGAUCCUUCACCUGUAGCACUUCCAGCUAGGGGUGCGCGGCCUCCAAAUCUCAUCGCACUUAAAGCGGACGAUUUCUAUAAUGCUCUAGCGAAAUUAGAAUAUCAGUAUUCCGAUGACUUCGUUGCGCUGUCAGGUCUUGAGCGAAAGCUCGGCACUGCUACUGGGUUUAUACAAGACAUACAAGGGUCACAUCUACUUGUACAUCCAGCGAUACUAGAUGCGUCUUUCCAAUCCGUGCUACUGACUGCCUCGGCUCCUGAGGAUGGCGGGAUCUGGUCUAUGCAUGUGCCGAGAAGGAUAGAGAACAUUAUUAUCAACCUAGAAUUAUGUAUGUCGGAAAUGUCAAGAGGAAAACGGUUGCCUUUCGACGCUUUUCAGCCGAAUGGCAUCUCGACGAUCGCGGGUGACGUAGACAUCUUUCCAGAGGGUUCACACCAUGCUAUGAUUCAAAUCGAAGGGCUAGAAUGUGUUCCAUUCUCACCAGCUAUGGAGAAAGACGACAAGAUAUUGUUCUCUUCCACGAUAUGGAGUAAUAUGCUCCCAAAUGCCAUGGAUGUCACCGAUAAUGGCCUCGUGGCACCUCAACAGCAUGAUAUCGCCUGUGUACUCGAACGAAUGGCUUGCUUCUAUUUACGUGAACUUGUUCGCGCCGUUCCACCUGGUCAUAGGUCGAGGCGCGAGGGUCCGUACAUAUCAUUCUUCAAAUUUGCCUCUUACGCAUUGUCUCGCGCGAAAAGCCGCGGCAAGCCUUACUGGGAGCCUGAGUGGGAAAACGACACUCCUGAAACAAUAAUAAGAGCAUCUACCGCCCACGAAGAUGUUAUUGACGUUCGAUUAUUACAUGCUAUAGGCCAGAGACUUGCUGAUAUCGUCAUGAACAAUGCACCAGCCAUCGAAAUAGGCAUGAGAGAUAAUCUCUUAGGGAAGUAUUACAAAGAAGCGAUUGGGAUGCAAGAAUAUACACAGUAUAUCGCACGUACAAUCAAACAACUUACCUUUCGGUCUCCUCGACUCCAAUGCUUGGAAAUUGGAGCAGGCACUGGAGGUGCCACCAUCGAAAUCCUCAAAGAGACAGGACGGUCGUUUUCAUCAUACACUUUUACUGACGUUUCAUCUGGAUUUUUCGACUCUGCAGAAAGUGUUUUUAAUAGUCUUACGGACUAUAUGCUUUUUAAAGUACUUGAUAUCACUAAAGAUCCUUGCCUUCAAGGCUUCGAGAAGCACUCAUACGAUUUAAUUAUAGCAUCUAUGGUACUACAUGCUACACCGAAUCUGCACCAAACAUUAAGGAACGUUAGACGUUUGCUGCGACCUGGAGGUUAUCUCGUCGUCCUAGAAGUACAAAAUGACGCGCCAGCUCGCACUGGUACCAUAUUCGGCGCAUUUCCUGGUUGGUGGGUAGGCGAAAAUGAGGGACGCGAAUUAUCGCCUUGUGUCGACCUCGUAGAUUGGGAUGAAUUACUUCGCAAAUCUGGAUUUUCCGGCUGCGACACUACUACACCCAAUCCAGACUCGUUCGUUCACGCAAUGACAGUGUUUGUGUCGCAAGCUGUCGACGAUAGGAUGACUUUCAUCAGAGACCCUCUUUCCAAUUCUCUUGUAGCCUUCAAUUCAGGUCAUCUCAUAACGGAUCUUGUCAUUCUUGGUGGACGCAGCCUUAAAACAGCCAAGCUAAAAGCACAAUUGGAACCUCUCCUAAGGCCAUUUUGCGGUAACACCAAGACUUUUAAGUGCCUAGCAGAAAUAGAAUCGGCUGAAAUCACUUCAAAAACUGUCAUAUUGAGUCUUAUAGACUUAGACAGACCGAUUUUUAAGGAAAUAGACAAAGUGACAUGGGAUGCGAUGAUUUCUAUGUUUCAAGAGGCGGGUGCAGUGCUCUGGAUCACUGAAGGUCGCCGAGCAGCCAACCCAUAUGCGAACAUGAUCUGUGGGCUGCUUCGGUCUGUGAUAAACGAGAUCCCGGGUCUCGAUGUUCAAUUUAUCGACUUUGAAGAUCCUAAGAGUUUAGAUGCUAGAACAAUCGGGGAAGCCCUUCUCCGCUUCAAAGCCGUGGCUGACUGGAAACACAGCGAUCAUCAUAAGUUUGAAGAAAAUUCAUUCACUACUCUUGAGCGAGAGAUAAUUAUUGAGAAAGAUGGUCGACUGGUCAUUCCUCGCAUGUUGCCGAAAAAGGAGUUGAACGAUCGCUAUAACUCUUCUCGACGCCCCAUCUCUAAUCUGAUUGAUCCUUCAAACCAUGUGGUCAGUCUUGUAACUACAGCCUCUGGUUACAAUCUCCAACACGAGUCGGAAAUAUUUUCUGGGGUAAAUUUGGACUCAGCCGCUGGACGCAUUACACAUUCACUCUUAGCUCCUAUUCAAGUCGCCGGACGAGGCCAACUCUUCUUAUCCCUUGGUGUAGUGCCAGAAUCCCGGGCUCAGUUUGUAGCUUUUUCGACUAAGAAUACGUCCGCACUGUCUCGGGAUACUUUCUUCCAAGUCCCUGUAGAAGUGGCGCCGGGCUUGGAGGCGUCAUUCCUAUACUUAACUCGCCUACUCAUCUUGGCUUCUCAGAUCUUUGAGAGCGCUGAAGAUGGCGACAAAAUCCUAAUUCAUGAGCCAACUUCCGAAUUUAUCACAAUUGUUAAGGAAAAGGCUCGAGCUAAAAACAUUAAUGUUGCGUUCACUACUAGCUACGAUGACAAAGCCACAGCUUGUAUUCUCAUUCAUCCUAACUCUCCUAAACGAGCCUUGAGAAAUCUUAACCUUGGAUCAGUGACUGCGUUCCUAGAUCUUGCUGGUACCGAUGAAAGCAGGCAUAUCGCUGGUCAAUUACGCUCCCAGUUGACCACCUUUUGCAGGUGCCAAUCAAUAUACGCAAACGUUGAUGAAGGUGGCCGAUUACCUUCAUCAAUAAAUGUUAGCAAAGUUCGAGAUCAGUUACAUAGAAAUGUUAUUGACGCCACCAACGAGCUUCCGAAGCUCACAAGACCCGAUCGGCCAUACAGAAUAGUCAAACCUGGAGAUAUAUCCGAAUACGACCAUAUGCUUGCACCACAGUCCAUCGUCGACUGGAGCAUAGAAGAUAAAGUAUUGACCAGAGUAAUGCCUAUCGAUUCUCAGUUCAUGUUCUCGGGCUUAAAGACAUAUUGGCUUGCCGGUCUUAGCGGUAGCCUUGGUAUUUCACUAUGCGAAUGGAUGGUCCGCCAUGGGGCGCGAUACCUAGUCGUGUCGAGUCGGACACCUAAGGUUGAAGAUUCUUGGUUGGAAGAGAUGGCGACCCUUGGUGCCGUUAUCAAGAUCUGUACAUGUGACCUUACCAAGGAAGAUGAGGUAGUGUCAUUGUAUACAGAAAUCUGUUCGACACUUCCUCAGAUAGGAGGAGUUGCCCAAGGCGCCAUGGUGUUACAAGAUACUGCGAUCAGUGAAACGAGUCUUGAGACAUUUGAGAAGGUCAUACGGCCAAAAGUGGACGGAAGUAUACACCUAAACAAUCUAUUCCAACAGGAUACCUUAGACUUUUUCGUCUUCUUCUCGUCUGCCUCGGUGGCCAUUGGAACCCCAGGCCAAUCUCCAUACGUAGCUGCGAAUAUGUUCAUGGCCAGUCUAGCUGAGCAACGCAGACAACGUGGUCUGGCAGCAUCCGUCAUCGGCAUUGGCCCGAUCAUUGGAGCAGGUUACAUAGCCCAGCAGCAAAUCAGUAUCGCGACCGUCAAAAAGCCAUACGCGUACAUGCAAAUGUCGGAGCGAGACUUUCAUCAAUUAUUUACCGAAGGCGUCGCGGCCAGCCGUUCCAACUCGAUCGAGAUCGCAACAGGCGUCAGGAGAGUUCGAAUAGACGAAGAACUCCAGCCAAUCUGGGCUGAAAAUCCAUUAAUGAGUCAUUACCUUCUAAAUGGAGAAAGUGUGAGCAACACUUUCACCGGCAGGAAGGCGAAAGAGCCCCUCAAGAUACAACUCCUUAGUGCACAAAGUCAUGGUGACGUCCGUCGCCUGAUCAAAGAAGCCCUACUUGAGAAGCUGGGGAUCUUACUUCAACUUGAUGUCGAUACUAUAGAUCAAGCCAGACUUGAGGCCACUCGCCUAGACGAGCUUGGUCUUGAUUCAUUAAUGGCAACUGAGAUCCGCGCCUGGCUGUUGAAGAAUCUUCAGGUCAAUUACCCUGUUCUUAAGAUACUAAGUGGCAUUUCUAUCUUCGAACUAAUAGAAGCUGCUGUUGAUGGGAUACCACAAGAAAUGAUUCCAGGCGUAGAAAGUUCGCCCGAACUUCUCUCCACUACACCAGCCCAGGCCGACAUCCAAUCGUCAUCCGCUAGUGACUCAAUGCUCUCGGAGACCGCUAGCUUAGGUGAUGAUACCGCUUCCACAUCAUCCUUAUCAGAACUAGCUGUCGAUGCGCACGUACCGUCGAGCUCAGAGCCUGUUGUCUUCGCUUCAAUGAACUUAUCUUCAGCGCAAAGCAUGUUCUGGAUUGUCUCUCAAUUAUUUGAAGACAGAGCCAGCCUCAACUUUGCCGGAGCAUGUCGAAUUACGGGACCCCUUAACUUCUCUAGCCUGGAGCAAGCCGCUAAGACAGUUGGUCAACAACACGAGGCUCUCCGGACACGUUUUGCGGUCUCGAAUGGACAAGUACUACAGGAAAUCAUGGGUUCAAGCAUCAUAAAGCUUGAGAGGCGAGAAAUUAAAGAUGAUCAAGCCAUGGCUGCAGCGAUUAUCCAAACGGCAGAAGAAGUACAAAAAUAUCAUUAUAAUCUUAAAGAAGGUGAAAGUCUUCGGCUAAUUCUUCUUUCUUCUUCGCCUACUCACCAUUGCCUUAUCAUGGGCACGUCCCAUCUCUGCAUGGAUGGCCUGUCAAUCCAGGUCUUUUUAACCGAUCUAUUCCGACACUACAAUAAAGAGACAGUCAGUCAAGAAACAUUCCAGUAUCGAGAUUACGUUCAACUACAGCGACACGCCUUGGAUUCUGGUGGGUUCGAAAAGGAGUUCCGCUUCUGGCAAACCCAAUAUCCUAAUUUCCCACCUCCGCUUCCGAUUCUUCGCGUGUCGCGUGCCAGAACGCGUCCAAGCCUAACGACAUUCGACGACGAUAGGGUAGAAAUAAAAAUUAGCUUCGAAACAAAGUCACAGCUCCAAGCAGUCUGUCGGAGAUGCAGAGUCACACCGUUUCACUUCUACCUAGCCUGUUACCGCGCUCUCCUGUCCCGGUAUGCGGAUGCAGAAGACCUGUCAAUUGGUAUUGGAGAUGCCAACAGGACCGAAGACAGGAUGAUGAGCGGUAUAGGUGUUUUUAAUAAUGUGUUACCCCUACGAUUCCGCACCAAUCUUUCAAGCAAGUUCGAAGAUGUCCUGCAAGAAACCCGUACUAUAGCUUAUGCUGGUCUGGAAAAUUCAAGAAUACCAUUCCAGGCUCUUCUAGAAAGACUACAACCCCCGAGAUCGACUACACAUACCCCCAUAUUACAAUGCUCUGUCAACUACCGACAAGGCCAACGUAAGAAGGAGGUCUGGGGUGAUAAUGAACUUGAGUUACUCUCAAUUAAUGUCUCCAAGACUGGUUACGACUUGACUCUUGAUAUCAACGAUGAUCCGAAAGGAGAUUGUUUGGUCGCAUUCAUCAUACGAAGUGACCUCUACCGCAAGUCCGAAGCAGAGAUCCUCAUCAAGAGCUACGAAAGGCUCGUCAAAGCAUUUGCCACAGAGUCGAAUAUUGCCCUAAGUCAGCCGAGCAUGUACGAGCAUGCUGAUACCGUGACAUCGAUGAACUUCAGUCGAGGUCAAGAACGUUCCACUCUAUCCUCCGAAACAGUCAUUCACAGAAUCCAUUAUAUCUCGCAGACGUUCCCGAAUACAGUGGCAAUAGAAGAAAAUACAGGAAACAUGACAUAUACAGAAUUAAUGAGACUGUCUUCAUUUAUCGCAACAACUUUGACCGCAUCCGGAGUAGGAGUCGGGUCCAGAAUCGCCACUCUUCAAGAGCCAACGGCCCGUUGGGUUGCAUCUGCCCUAGCUAUUAUGAGAAUCGGUGCAAUUUAUGUACCGCUCGACCUUUCCAUUCCUUGGGCGAGGCUUGCUACGAUUGUGAAUGAUUGCAAUCCUGAUAUUGUCCUACUCGAUGACGCCACGAAGCUUGGGUUUCACGAGCUGCAAAGGCCUGAGAUGCUAUUCAUAAAUGUAUCAGAGUUACAUCCUGCACAACAGCUAUCACCAAUUUCAGCAACCGCAAAGAGCCCUGCUAUUAUCCUGUAUACAAGCGGUUCUUCGGGGACCCCAAAGGGCGUCACAUUAACACAUGAAGGCAUACAAAACUGGAUAGCGCCAGCGCAAGAGAUCUAUGGCAUUAGCAUUGGCGCUGAGACCAUACUACAGCAGAGCGCAUGCACGUUCGAUAUGUCCUUUGAGCAGAUGUUUUUCGCACUCUACUUCGGGGGAAGGCUUCAUCUCCUGCCAAGAAGUCUCCGCGGCGAUGCUUGUGCCAUAACUGACUUGAUUGCUCGAAAGAAUAUCACCUUCACUAUUGCCACUCCGACGGAAUAUUCCAGUUGGCUUACUCACAGGCAUACUAGUACUCUUCCAUCUUGCAAAUGGAGGUUGGCUAUAAGCGGGGGCGAAGCUGCCACCCAUGGUUUGGUGGCGCAAUUCCGAGAUUUGCGCAAGACCGAUCUCCGCUUGUUCAAUUCUUACGGACCUACCGAAACGACUGUGAUAGCGACGUCUAUGGAACUAAAGUACGCAGAUACCGAGUCACUAUACGAUAGCAUUGCAGCAGGAUUCACGCUACCGAAUUAUUCCGUUUAUGUGGUUUCCGAGGAUCUCAGUCUCGUUCCCCCUGAAUUUCAGGGGGAGAUAUAUAUCGGUGGACCUGGUGUCGCGAUUGGCUACCUCAAUAACCCAAUUCUAACCGCUGAAAAAUUUGUUCCCGACGUGUUUGCGACAGAUGAAGCGAAAGCGAAAGGUUGGACCACGAUGCAUCGUACCGGAGAUCUGGGUCGUUGGACGAAAGAUGGCGCCCUCAUAAUCGAGGGUCGCAUAUCUGGGGAUACGCAAAUCAAGAUACGCGGGAUCCGGAUGGACCUUAAGGAGAUUGAAAACGCAAUACUUAAAGCAGCUUGUGGCUCCUUGACUGAUGUAGUAGUGUCGGUUCGUCGGUCCACACCGGAAUCGCCUCAAUUCCUUGCCGCGCACGUCGUUUUCGAUUCACAGCACCCUGAAGAAGAGCGCGAGGGCCUCCUACGAUCUUUACCUGCUUUAUUUCCAUUGCCAAAGUAUAUGUGUCCGGCGGCCAUCAUUCCUAUUCACCAAAUGCCAAGAACUAGUUCCGGUAAGCUCGACAGGAAGGCCAUCGGCACAUUGCCUUUACAGGAAAUAAUUAAACGCGACGAUGAGAGUUACGACGGUAUGCUUACCGAAACCGAAAUGCAGCUGAGAGAUAUCUGGGUCGCGAUCAUCCAAGAACAGUUCAAGAACUCGCAACUCAUAACGCCAGACACGGAUUUCUUCCACGUUGGGGGCACAUCAUUGCUCCUUCUUAGCCUCCGAGCGGCUAUCCGCGAAUCAUUCGGCGUCAAUUUGCCUGUAAUUAACUUGCUUGAAGCGAGCACCCUGGAAACAAUGGCCCAGUUGAUAAAUAACGGAGUAGUUCCCUCGGAUACAAUUGAUUGGGAUGAAGAAACCAGACCGAGCAUAGCCACCACAGAAGUAGCACAAGCAAAUGUUCAAAAAGCACCACGAGACAGCAGCGUAAUCGUUCUUACAGGCUCAACAGGGUUCCUCGGCCGCGCCAUCCUAUCCGCUCUCCUCGCGGACGACAAAAUUCACAAAGUCCACUGCAUCGCAAUCCGCGGCCUCCCCGACCGCAAAGACAUCCCUCGGCACCCUAAACUCCACCUUCACGCCGGCGAUCUCACACUCCCGCGCCUUGGCCUCGCCGCCGAUACCGCGCGCGAAAUCUUCGCCGAGGCAGACUGCGUCAUCCACGCCGGAGCGCAGGUCUCGCACGCGCAAUCGUAUCGGUCACUCCGUGCGCCAAAUCUGCAAUCAACAAAAGAGCUGGCUCAGUUGUGUCUCCCGUGCCGCAUCCCGCUACACUACAUAUCCACCGCCCAAGUCGGUGUGUACUAUGCCUCAAACACGGGCUGCAGAGAGUUCCCCGAGGUUUCAGCCGCUGCAGCCAAACCCCCACGCAUUGAAUUUGAGGGGUACGCAGCGAGUAAAUGGGCUAGUGAAUGUUUCUUAGAGAGGGUGCAGGAGGAGUUGGGGGCUGGCAGUGGGUGGGGGUGGGAGGUUGUGGUACAUAGGCCAACGAUGAUAUCACGUAGCGGAGAUGUGGAUGAGGAGAGGGACAUUAUAGGGAGUAUUCGCAAGUUUGCGGCGCUAAUGGGCGCUGUGCCUGCGGUGCCGAAUUAUCGUGGCUUUCUAGAGACGGUAAGAUUGGGGGACGUUGUGGCUGGAAUUAUGGGCGCGGUGAAGACGGGUGAUUCGAUGGUGUCAGGAGUAAGGUUCUGCCAUUACGUCGGUGGAGAGUGUAUUUCACUAGAUGAUCCAGCGAGUGCAGUUUUCCUUAAAUUAGGUAGGGGUGAGAGAGAGACCGGUAAACCUGUCGAGGAGUUACCACCACCGGAGUGGGCGAAGAGGGCGGCUGAGCUGGGCUUGCAUCCUCAUGUUGUGAAGUGGGUUGAGAGUGCAGCGGUAGGGCGGGAACAGGUUUUCCCUAGGGUUGUGAAGGGAAAUCAGGUAGUUGAGUAGAUCAAUUGAUGUUUUGGGAUGUAUGGCGUUGUUGGCGUUAAGCCAGUUACGUACACUUGGGUAUCUGCUUAGGUACCUAUCAAGCGUC
Annulohypoxylon maeteangense is the source of this 12170-nucleotide messenger RNA. RefSeq lists its product as uncharacterized. The coding region runs from base 143 to 12082 and encodes 3979 amino acids. Gene Ontology annotation, molecular function: phosphopantetheine binding; fatty acid synthase activity; 3-oxoacyl-[acyl-carrier-protein] synthase activity. The transcript is spliced from 7 exons. The record is from RefSeq and is a predicted model, not a curated record. NCBI's taxonomy places the organism in Eukaryota, Fungi, Ascomycota, Sordariomycetes, Xylariales, Hypoxylaceae. Gene Ontology annotation, biological process: secondary metabolite biosynthetic process; fatty acid biosynthetic process.